ACUCUCCUUUAUUUGUGUAAGACAACUAAAAUUUAUAGUUUGUUGGAUUUAUUAGACUCUAAACGUUUAUAUUAUUUAAUAUAAAUAAAGCACGCAAUAUAGGUUUUUCCGAAUACCAUACUUGGUGAGUUAUACCUUGAUAAUGAAAUAGCCUCCUGCCCAUGUAACAGGACAUAAUUUAGGAAGUUGUUUUGCAGUUAGACUAUCGACUAACAUUGAUCAUUGAGUCAUUGUAUUUUAUUGUACUUUCUUUGUUUAUAUUUUAAUUUUUGUAAUGAUUAAUAAAAUAAAAUAAUGAUUUACUAAAUUUACAAAACCAAGUGGAAGUCAAAUUUAACAGUUCAGAGGCCUACUCAUAUUCACUGCCAACAUUAGCAAGCAGGGUAAAGUUUAAGCUAUAUAUAGGCAAGAAUAAAAAAUGCUUACUUUCCCCUACCCUAAAUCCACAUGUUUUAUAUUUUUAGUAGGCUAAUGAUAGUUGUGGAUGCCACCACAUCUUUUAGGUGUUGCCGUGAAUUAGGGUUCAGUUAAGGUUUAAGGAUACAUUUAUGGUUCAGGUUAGGUUUCGGGAUACAUUUACUUAGAUUUAGUGACAGAAUCAACUGGUUUCUCAACCAAGAUGGUGGCCAAUCAUGGCAUCCACGAUCACCAUUUACCGUUAUUUGUACUUGUACUGAACUGAGUGACAAAAAAGGCUGUCACGCAGAGAGCUUCAUUCUUGAUGAUUGAACUUGCUAAAUAGGUUAAUUUUUUUCUUUGGGGGAGGCGACUAUUAUAUUAAUCAAUAAAAAGCCACGGUCACAGGUAUGGUGUAAGUCUGUCUAGGACUAUUGUUUAAGACAGUGUUUACACGUCCGGCGACCGGACGAAUUCUUUAUCGAGAUAUUCGUCCGGCGACCAAGUCACAUGACCGCUAUAACAAAGUGGCGCGAGAUAUUUGUUCGUCAGCCUUGUCACGUGAUCGCAAACAGUACAGCCGCAUUUACUGGGUAUCUCGCAAACAAUUAAUAGAAAAAAAUACUUGGGUAUAUUACCAAAACAAAGUGGGGAUGGGGGUUAAGCAAUGAUGCAUUCUAGAAGGAAGCAAUGCUGAGAGGGAGAGAGAAUUGCGAUAAUAAAAAAGGCACUGGCAGGUAGGGUGUAGGACUUUGUUGUGUAGGCCUAUUACUUAAAGGCCAACAGGUGAAUUGUAGCUCUUCACCCCAUUCUCAUGGCCCUUUCAGAGGGCAGUGAGCACCCAGGGUGAUGCGGCAUAUAUUCUGGGAACCACUGGGCUCGCAGAAUAGCCAGCAGUGAAAACCUGUGUCACAUUUUGUUUACUGUUAAUCAUAGUUAUAGAAAAAUCAUUGCAUUUUGUUGGUUGUCUUAUUUUGGGAAGGGGGGCUGUGUGUUUUGAAAGCUCAUUGUACGUUCGAAUGGGGGUCACCAAAAAAUUAUGUGUGCAACAGGGGGAGGAGGUAAAAAAUUUGACAUUUUUUGCAUACGUACCAUAAAGAUGGCCCCUCCUCAUAUUUUUUUGCUUCGGUGCUGUAUGUGACAUAAUUAUUUCUUAUGAUUGGACCACGGCAAGUGCAGAAAGGGAAAAAACUAGAGAAUGCACUCUCAAUUGUUCAGUGCAGCAAUAUUAGAUUUCAACAUAUUAAAUAGCAUUUGAGGGGGCUGUACAAUUUUUAAUACCACUCUUCCUUUCACCAAUUUAAAGCUUGUGGUAGUUAUCAGACUGUAUUAUGUUAACAGGAAAUGGGCAUAAUGGAUAUUGAUUCUUGUUAUUUUUUUGAAAACAAGUUUUCCUAAAAAAUAAAUCUCAAGUCACUUGGUACAUUUUUUUUUAAUGAUGGUUGAAUGUGUUAAUUCAUAUUCUAAUAGAUUUUAUUUUAUGCUGAUCUGAUUUUGAGUUUCAACAGUGUCUUUAUUUUUACUGGUGAGAGACUGUGAUCAUGUGAUCUGUACUUUCACCUGAAUAUUAAUUGAUAUCUAUAGCAGACACAUGUCUGCAAAAAAAGUGACCACAUAUUGCAAUAUAAUCGUCAGUCAUCUACUUUUACCUUCAGUUACCUUUUUUGACAUCAGCUUAACUCGAUUCCACUAGACAUGCGAUGCGAAUAGUUAUUGUAUACAUUAUAUAUACUGUUUGUUUAUUGAUUUUCUGUUAAGACAUUAUUGUACGAUUUUAGGAGUUCGAGGGUAAACGGGUCUGUUAAUAAGACUCAAAUAUCAUUUGCACAUAAAACAGUCUAGGUAAGCUUUAUUUUAAGAAAAAUUACACAUUUAAGAUGUUUGGUCUACGCUAAUACUUUCAUCAGUAAAACAAACAGAAAUUGAAAGGCUUAUGGUAGACUACAGUAAAUCACAAGGCAAAUUAAUAUUGUUUCAGAUUUUUAGAUGACAGUUGACUUUAUUAGAGGUUAUAUGCUUUUUAUGAUCUGUCAGAAUUUCAGGUUAAUCAAUGCAGAAUGUUCAGUCUAGGUGAUGAGUGGGGUGAUCCAAGAUGUUUACCACUCUUUCCACUCAAAAAAACUCUUCCAUUGAUCAAAAAUACCGCCCCUCCUUAUAUAGAUAAAAAAUCUUCAUAUGGAGGGGCAGUAUUUUCUGCCAACUGUAGAGUUUUUUCUUGGAUGCGGGCGGCAAACAUCUUGGACCACCCCAUGGGGGACAUUACCUUUGCUACGCCACUGUAUGUACUCAUUCUGCCUCCCGCCUCAUACGUAAUAAAUGGAUGGCCCAUUUAAACACUGAAUUUGAAUUGCUAUAAGAUAUUUAUAGAUUUAAUCAUGACUCUAAAUUUUUCUUUUAACACAACCUUUCCAUGAUAGUGGUCUGUUAUCAGAACACAAACCCUCCCCCACCUACCCUCAAUUAGUUUGAAAAUCAACGGUCUUCUGUACAUGAAUGAGAGUAAAACACUUAUAUAUUUUUAUGUUAUUAACUAAAUACUAGUUAUUGGGUCACAGUUAUAUUAUUUUCAUGUACUUUCUACAAAAUUAACAUUAAUAUAUAAUUAAUAAACAGUGAUACUUUUACAUGAGGUAAAGGUACGCAUAUUCUAAAUUGAUAACAAUAAUGACAGUGAGGGGCCUUAUAGAAAUAGCUCUUUGUUAUCUUAAUUUUUCUUUCAUACUUUUUCCAUAUUUUCUCCAUUAUUUUUCCCCAUAUAUUUGUCUCUAUGGAAAUUGCGGCUCUAGCAGCAGCCUAUAUCUAAAUCCGGUACUGGGCCUAAUAACUAACUAACAUUUAUUUUAUAAUUUUAAAUUACAAUUAUUUUUAUUUAAAUUGAUUGAUAAGUUUCUGAUGAGUGGUUGACAUGUUUUUUUUUUUUUCAGGUUGAAUUAUGGCAACUCAAGAAACAAUGAAAAAACCUGCACUGGAAAUGGUAAUUUCAUUUAUAUUUUCAAUGAUCCUAUUGCAUAAAUACAUCAAAACUUCUUACUUUUUAGGCUUAAUAAUGUAAUUUUACUUUUAUUUAUAGAUAAUUGUAUUGACAAAUAACUGACAUGACAUACUGUUCUUUUGAGUAUUGAGUGAUCUUAUCUUUUCACAUUAAUCUUUAAAUUUUUGCAAGGCUUAUGACUUACAAAAUAAUAGGAGGCUAUCCUAUAAAUAAGUGCAGUGAAACCUCUAGAUUUAUGGACACCAAUUAUCACAUUAAUUAUGUCACAGCGACAUUAAUGAUUAAUGUAACUGUAACUUACCGUCAGUAACGUUAACGUCUUAAAUGCUGGAUUUACCAUAUUCCUUGCAAAUAGCCUUAAGAUUUUUAAAAUAAAGGAAGAUAGGAUUAGGGCAUUUCAUUAUUUUAAAAACACAUUUUUAAAUCUCUUGUCAUUUAUAGUUGAUUGGGGUGUUGAAGUUUAAUUAGUUAGAGUGGAUUUGGGAUUAUGUUGCAGGAGAAUAUAUGUAUAUAUUUUAUACUUUUUUUUUCCUCCACCUCUAUGGUACUUUGAAAAAAAAAAAAAUUAUGUUCAAGUAGGUAGGUAUGAAAUUUUAGGAGCCAUGCCACGUUUGCAUUAUAGUCAAACUUGCCUUUCAGCUGGGUUCCAAUGUUUGUUAUGUUUGUUCAUCAUUUAGUUUUUUUGUAUCAUGUCUAUAUCAGCCUGCAGUUAGAAUUCUAAUUUUUUUUAAAUUAAUUUUUCACUUCAUGCCAUAUUUCAUUUAGCUGGAUACAAGAAAUGAUGGAGAUGAAACUGUGCAGACUUUUAUACUUCAUGAUGAAGACCACACUUUAGGAAAUGCAUUAAAAUAUAUUUUAAAUAAAAAGUAGGCCCAUUUUAUACUUCUAGUAAAAAUAUUUCCUUGUGAAAAGAUAAUGAAAGAGUUAUUUUUGUAAUAGCAGUAUCAUUAUGUAUUUUUGUUAUAAAAUAAUACUGCUAAUAAAUGUAAAAAAAUUCAAUUUCUAGACAUUUCGAAAGUAGAAACUAAAGAGUAUAUUAAAGGAUAAUCUUUUCUUAACUCUCAGUUUUACCCUGUAAAUUAAAAAAGACAUAUAUAGAGCGUAAAAUGUAUAGGGAUUACUAGGGAGAAGAUGUCAUAAGUUUUUGGGAAUGAAAGAAUAAUUUCCAAAAGCUAAAAAAAAUUGCUCGAAUGUGGUUGAGACAUAAUUCCAACAUAAUAUAUUUUCAGCCCAGAGGUAAUAUUUGUAGGUUACAGUAUAACACAUCCAUCUGAAAGCAAAAUAAACCUCCGUAUUCAGACAUCAGGUAAGCAGAGUUUCUCCUCACGGCAAAGACGUUCUAUUUACUACUUUUAAGCUGCCCGUACAAUUUGUCUGAUUCUAUUUUGCUUUUAAGUUUGCAUAACUGGCAAAAGUUUUUUUUUUUUUUUUUUUUGCAGCUAAUAAUUUUGACUUUAUCCCCAAAAUUACUUAUGAAUAACUGUAACUAAGUAUAAAUGGAAAUGUCACAAAUUCACUCCAUUAUUUGUUUAUUAUUUAAUUUUAAAUCCCAGACAUAUUUGUUUUAUUACAAAUGUGAAAAUUACUCAUCAAAUUUCCUUAAGUAUUCUUAUAUAAUAUAGUUUUUGAAUGUUUCCAUUUAGAGUAGGACAUUCAUUUUUAAGGAUGACAAUGAUUGGAAAUUUAACUUUGCUUUAAUUCAAUUUUUUUUUAAACAUCCUAUCCAGGUCGACCAGCAGUUGAUGUUUUAAAACAGGCCUUCAAGGAUCUGAAACAGAUGUGCAGCCAUAUGCUCACAACAUUUGAAGUAAGUUUAUUAUAAGUAAUGUCACUGUCACAAUGGUUGAUCAUGUAUUUGUACUUGUAGAUUGGUUGCAAAAUAGGUUUGUUGCCAUGAUGGAGCUAUUUCAUUCAUGACACUGGUCAAGUCUAAUGCUCUUGAGAAGUCAUGUGACUCAUAUUUAAAUCCUCAAUAAAUUUAAAAUGAAUAGCCAAUGACCAAUAAAAAUAUCUGUUGAAUUGUGAAUGACAUGUUGGCAUGUUUUUGAAAACCAGCAGCUGAAAAUAGCUGGAGCAAACACUAACAUGAAAUAAGUUCAUGUCAGUUAAGACACUAAUUAAUAAUGCUAUGUGUCUUAGAACGUUCAAGCUAAAAAAAAAUUAUUUCCAAAAUGUUUGAUGUCCUUUAGAACCUUCUUUGAAAUAUUCCCUCAAAGUAACUGAUGAAAAUAUCCAGGUUUACUUCAUUAUGUUUUCAGUCCUCUACAAAAUACUACAAGGAAAACCAUGUGGAUGACACAGACAUGUCAUAACCAGCAUUUUGAGUGACUGUGAAUGAGAGAGCUUGGAUUGACAACGUAAUGUGUACAUAGUUGUGCUUGAAAAUAAACAUAUUCCAAAACACCUGACUUCUUUCUCCUUUAAUGGCAAAAGGAAUACUCAAUUCAUUAAAUUGACUUUAUCUCCUCCUUCUUCUUCUUCUCUAUAUGUUUUAUUUUAACAUGCUAAUAUUCAAUAGAAUGUUCAGUUGAGAUCUUAGAUAGAGCAACUUUGGUGAGAGUUUAAAAACACACUUUUUUUAUCACUGUAACAGUGGCAUAAGUAAAUUGAAAUAUUUCAU
This is a messenger RNA of Lymnaea stagnalis (great pond snail), 6008 nucleotides long. Lineage: Eukaryota; Metazoa; Mollusca; Gastropoda; Lymnaeidae. The record is from the annotation of a GenBank genome assembly.